Molecule: messenger RNA, 908 nt
Organism: Fulmarus glacialis (Northern fulmar)
Lineage: Eukaryota; Metazoa; Chordata; Aves; Procellariiformes; Procellariidae
Product: sarcosine dehydrogenase, mitochondrial-like
Exons: 8
Cellular component (GO): mitochondrion; cytoplasm; mitochondrial matrix
Molecular function (GO): sarcosine dehydrogenase activity
Source: RefSeq, a predicted model, not a curated record
ACGGGGCGGCACACGGGCUGGGUGGAGAACGGAGGGCUCUUCAUCGCCUCCAACAAGCAGCGCCUCGAUGAGUACAAGAGGCUCAUGUCGCUGGGGAAGGUGUACGGUGUGGAGUCCUACGUCCUGACCCCAUCGCAGACCAAGGACCUGUACCCGCUGAUGAACAUCGACGACCUGUACGGCACGCUGUACGUCCCCAAGGACGGCACCAUGGAUCCAGCUGGUACCUGCUCAACUCUUGCCAGAGCAGCAACUGCCAGAGGCGCUAUGAUCAUAGAGAACUGCCCGGUCACCAGCAUCCAGGUCAGAGCUGACGAUUUUGGGGUGAAGAGGGUGUAUGCGGUGGAGACGGCCCACGGGACCAUCCAGACUCCCUGCGUGGUGAACUGCGCAGGCGGGUGGGCGCGAGCCCUGGGCCGGCUGGCCGGUGUGCACGUGCCGCUGGUGGGGAUGCAUCACGCCUACGUGGUGACCGAGCGCAUCGAGGGCAUUCAGAACAUGCCAAACGUUCGCGAUCACGAUGCCUCGGUGUAUCUCCGUCUCCAAGGCGAUGCCCUUUCCGUGGGUGGAUAUGAGUCAAACCCCAUCUUCUGGGAAGAGGUAUCUGAAAAAUUUGCUUUUGGCCUCUUUGAUCUGGACUGGGAUGUUUUCACGCAACACAUUGAAGGUGCCAUCAACAGAGUACCGGUGCUGGAGAAAACGGGCAUUAAAUCCACCGUCUGCGGGCCAGAAUCAUUCACGGCCGACCACAAGCCGCUCAUGGGGGAAGCCCCAGAAGUCCGAGGCUUCUUCCUCGGCUGUGGCUUCAACAGCGCCGGGAUGAUGCUGGGAGGCGGCUGCGGGAGGGAGCUGGCUCACUGGAUCAUCCACGGGCGGCCGGAGAAGGACAUGUAUGGCUACGACAUCAG